UACAAAUCCCUGACCUCAUCCCCAACAGCAAUGGGUGAGGAAAUGGAACUGCCUUUCAUCGAGGACGUCCAGCUGACAGAGGUGAUGCGCCUGCGGGUACAGUCACUCCAACAGAAAGGCCAGAAGAGGCAGGACGGCGAACGCCUACUCCUACCACAUGAAGCCGUCUACAGACUCAACUUCACCCAGCAAGACCUUGCCUUCUGCAACUGGAAAGUCACCAUCAAAGGACCCGGUCGACUCUCCGUCACUGGCAUCUCCCAGCUCUGGACACCAGACCUCACCAACCUGAUGACCAGGCAACUUCUGGAGCCCACGGGCCAGUUCUGGAGGACAGCCGGAGACCCUGAAGAUGCCCCCAUCAAGUGCCUGGAGGCGGACAUCCAGGAGUUUGGGGAGAGGAUAGCCGAACUGGCCAAGGUGCGCAAAGUGAUGUACUUCUUGUUUGCGUUCAAGGAGGGUGCGGAGAAAGACAACAUCACUUGCUCUGUGGUCUUCAAGAACAACUCAGGUUAG
Messenger RNA from Chanos chanos (milkfish), 516 nucleotides. It is a transcript of the gene ompa, whose product is annotated as olfactory marker protein a. Gene Ontology annotation, biological process: sensory perception of smell; signal transduction. The record is from RefSeq and is a predicted model, not a curated record. The coding region runs from base 31 to 516 and encodes 161 amino acids. The transcript is spliced from 2 exons. Lineage: Eukaryota; Metazoa; Chordata; Actinopteri; Gonorynchiformes; Chanidae.